AUGGAGCGCUUCCAGCUGUGGGGAUUCUUCGGCCUCAUCGCUCUCACCGCCGCCCAGAACAUCGCAUACAGGCCUGAUGGUCAUCCCUCCUACCUGCUGCUGACUCCCAAGGUCCUCCGAUCUGGAGUCCCAACAUCAAUAUCAGUCGGUAUCCUGAUCAACCAGAAGGUCACUGUAUCAGCUCGCAUUGUUCAGGGCAGCCAGACUCUGUCUUCAAAUUCUACUAUGAUUGAAAGAGGUUUGACCAAACUGCUGACUUUGCCACCAAUCUAUGUGAGCGAGUUCAGUGACAAUCGCGUCUACAGGCUGGAGGUCCAAGGUCACGUCGGCAAUGUCCACCUUUUCUCAAACUCCACGCAGCUGAAGCUCGACCUGAAGGGCUUCUCCAUCUUGAUUCAAACAGACAAAGUGAACUACCUGCCCGGGCAGGUGGUGAAGAUCAGAGUGGUGUCCAUUAACAGUGACGGCAGGCCGCACAACAACACCGUGGAUCUAGCCAUCAAAAAUCCACGGGGAUACCUGAUCAGGCAGUGGCUGUCUUCAGAAGGGGUCUUUGUCUCCAAAGAGUUCGAGCUGUCUGACAACCCUCCUCUGGGUGCCUGGGUCAUCACUGCUACAGUCCAAGGCAUCUCCAGUAAGAAGACUUUCCAUGUGGCUCAUUACGUGCUGCCAAAGUUUGAGGUCAUGAUCACAACGUCGGAUGUGAUUUAUCGCAAGGAUCCUGUGGAGGGAUUCGUCACCGCAAAGUAUCUGUACGGCAAACCUGUGCAGGGAUACAUGAAUAUAACGUUAACUAAUCAUGGUCAUGGCUUGAACCAGGCUUACCACGAAUACAGAGAGAUUGACGGGACUGAAGACUUUGCGUUCGAUGUUUCGAUCGGCAGUCUAUUGUACAAAGGACCUUUCACAAGGGAACUCUACCAACCGAUCUAUUUGGAGUAUGUAAUUAUUGUGGUUCAUGUGACGGAACACCUAACAGGUCUCACAUAUAACAGUUCGGUGAUGGUGUCAGUGGCAAAGAGCAGAUAUAGACUUUCCUUUGAAGAGUAUCCCACAGUACUAAGGCCAAAUUUACAUUUCAAUGCCAAGCUGAAAAUAUCUACAUACAACGGCAAGCCGCUGUCACUCAAGGAUCAGCAAAACACUGUUCAAGUGUCAGUGGCGCAGCACAGCCGAAUACCGCCGCCUUGGCAUGAAUACCCGUUCACAGGAUUCCUGCAUGAAGCAUUAACCACUCCAGAGCCAGAAAUGGAUUCAGUGGAAACGGUGUUUAAAAAAAUGGAGCUUCCUAUUCCUGCAGACGGAGUCAUACCGCUUCACAUUGAGAUCUUUAAUGACACAGAAGUACUGAGUAUCGAUGCUUCUUAUGAGGACAGCGAAAACAGUUUAGUGAUCUACAGAAAGUACACAUCCCCCAGUCAAACCUACCUGCAGAUUCAGAAACCCUCCGGACCUGCACAGGUUGGUUCACCCCUCCUGCUGCCCAUUGAGACGAAUUUUCCACUAAUGAUUGAUUUGUACUACGUGGUGAAGUCCAGAGGUCAGGUGGUUUCUGCUGGGAAAGGCUUUGGUGAUCUGACUCUGAUCCCAGAAGCCUCCUGGGCUCCUGUGGCCUGCAUCAUCGUCUACUGUGUGCAUCCCGACGGAGAGAUUGCCAGUGAUGUGAUCAGGCUGCCCAUCAAACCAGUUCUACAAAAUAAGGUAUCUCUGAAAUGGAGUGACGCUGUGACGAGGCCAGCUGGGAAUGUGACCCUGAAAGUCACGGUGGCAGAGCCUGACUCGCUGGUUGGGAUCCUGGUGGUCGACAAGGCGACGCGUGUGGAGGGAUCCCACAAUGACAUCACCACGGAGCAGGUGCUGAAGGAGAUGAAGGAGUUUGACGAUUCAUACGCUGACAUAUGGGGAAUUGGAGAUCCAUACUCAGUCUUCAAGGGAUGCGGUCUUGUGGCGUUGACUGAUGCCACUUUGCACCAACAUAAAUGGAGGCCUGUGUUCCCAGUGUACACACUAUAUGCACCCAUGACUCCCAAUUCAGAAGUGGAGCAACACAAGGAGGAACAACCGGAGCCACAUGAGCGCCAGAACUUUCCAGAGACCUGGAUCUGGAUGGAUAUCAACACAGGCGAUUCAGACACAAAGGAAAUACCACUGAUUGCACCAGACAGCAUCACAAGCUGGACCGCCACUGCUUUUGUCCUGUCUGAGAGACUGGGUUUGGGUGUUGUGGAACAGCCAGCCAUGCUCACGGUGUUCCAGGAUUUCUUCCUGACCUUGAAUCUCCCGGCCUGCAUCAUCCGAGGAGAGGAGCUGGUGCUGGAGGUCAUUCUGUACAACUACCUCCCACAGCAGCUGGAGGUCACUGUGGUUGUUGCACAGAGUGACACCUUCGAGUUCAUCUUCCCGGACAGCGAGAUGCUCCCCAUGCCCAGCGUCCGAGGCGUGUCAGUGGGGAGUGAGAGCGGAGCGACCGUCCUCAUUCCCAUCCGGCCUCUGGUGACUGGAGAGAUCCCCAUUUCCGUGAAAGCCAUGUCAUCUGCAGCGUCCGACUUAGUCCGCACAACUGUGCUCGUCAAGGCCGAAGGAAUCGAGCAGUUGUUCUCUGAAUCACUGCUGUUUGAAAUUUUUCCACCUGAAUCAAGCCUGGUCAGAAACAUCAAUUUCACCUUCCCACCAGAUACUGUGGAGGACAGUCAGAGGAUUACAGUGACGGCCGUCGGCGACGUCCUCGGCCCGUCCAUCAGCGGCCUGGGUUCUCUGAUCCGGAUGCCUUCCGGCUGCGGGGAACAGAACAUGAUCAACUUUGCCCCAAACAUCUACAUCCUUCAUUACCUGAUGGAGACCAAACAGUCCAACCAGGACACCGUUGACCGCGCCGUGAACUACAUGACAAAAGGUUAUGAACGAGAGUUGUCCUUCCAGAGAGUAAACGGCUCCUUCAGUGCCUUCGGAGACCGUGACUCAUCUGGAAGCACCUGGCUCUCUGCUUUCGUGCUGAGGUGUUUCCUGCAGGCGCGGCAGUUCAUCUUCAUCGACCCUCAGGUGCUGGACCGAGUGGCGGCUUGGAUCGCAACCCAGCAGGCGGCCGACGGGAGUUUCGAGGAGCCCGGCAGGGUCAUUCACACCCAGCUCCAAGGAGGCCUGGAUGGGCCUGUGUCCCUCACAGCCUACGUCCUCAUUGCUCUGCUAGAAGACAGCGAUGUCAGGGCUCGGUAUUCGAGCCAGGUGUCGGCGGCCCUGAUGUACCUGGAGACCCGCCUGGCUCUGGAUGUCUCAAGCAACUACAGCUUGAGCCUGCUCAUCUACGCUCUGGCUCUGGACGGGAGCUCCAACGCCCGAACGGCACUCACCGAUCUGAUCAAACGAGCUGAGAAGAUAGACGGAGGCCUGAGGUGGACCUCCCCGUCCGGCAGCAGGUCGUUGAAGCCUCGCUCUGCAGAUAUUGAAAUCGCGUCCUACGUACUGCUGUCUCUGUACAAGCUGGGUUUGGUCUCGGAGGGUAUCAGCCUCAUGAAGUGGCUCAGCCAACAGAGAAACGACAGGGGAGGAUUUGGAAGCACUCAGGACACGAUCGUGGCUCUGCAGGCCUUAUCCACGUACGCAGCUCUGGGAGGUUCUGAGGACACCGACCUCACCAUCACGGUGGACAGCGACUCUUUGACCGCCCCCGUCUCUUUCCACAUCGAGAAGGAGAACUUCCUGGUCUAUCAGAGCCAGCAGAUUGAGCCACAGAACGUGCAGAACCUGCAUCUCCAGGUGACGGCAGAAGGUCGUGGAAUCGCCCUGUUUCAGCUGAACGUGAUUUACAGCGUCAGGAAUGAGAAGCUGAUGAGGAGGAGGAGACGACACGCCGGCGAGUACGAGCCUUUUAAGCUGGACGUCGAGCUGGACGACCAAGAAAUGGACACGGCUCAUCUGUACAUCUGCUACAGUCUGUCACAUGAUCUGGGCCUGAACGCGACAGGAAUGGCCAUCAUGGAGGUGGGUCUGCUGAGCGGCUUCACUGUGACUCCGGACAACGUCGAGACUGACCGAGUUGUAAAGAAGGUGGAGACGCAGCCGGGAAAAGUCAUCCUGUACCUGGACUCUGUGACGACAGUUGAGAUGUGCCUGACGAUUCCUCUGGUCAGGGAGUACAGAGUCGCCAAGGUCCAGGGAGCAGCAGUUCUCCUCUAUGACUAUUACGAACCAAGUCGCAGGACAGUGACGACGUAUAGUUCAGCAUGGAGGGCCAACACAGACGCCUGCGCCUUCUGUGGUGACGACUGCAAGGACUGCCAAGCUGAUGCCCACCCACUGACCGCCGCUGCACCUUCCAGCCGCCUCCACCUCCUGCUGAGCAGCUCCGUGCCAGCUCUGCUCCUCCUCGUCAUCGUCCUCGGCAUGUAAAUACGAUCAAAGGGCAGUUCAGCUGCAGGUGUACAGAUCUGGUGAAGUGUUUUUUGUUUUUUUAACUAAAGCUAUUUUAAUCAAAUGUGUUAUAGAGUUCUAAAGUUAAGUAAACAUUGUAGAUUGGUAGAAAAAAAAUUCAACCUGAAUGAGAAACUUAGAUUUCUGGGAUUCGCUGUUGCAGACUUUUUACUUCUUGUUGCUUCAGCACUGUGUCGACCAAUCAGAUACGUGGAAUCACACAUUUCUCAUAGAUUACUGUGUAACACAAGCAGAAGUCAAGAAAAUCCUUUUGGUUGAGGAAAAAUAAACGAAGACUCGUCUCUUGA
Stegastes partitus (bicolor damselfish) is the source of this 4715-nucleotide messenger RNA. RefSeq names its product CD109 molecule (gene cd109). The coding region runs from base 1 to 4386 and encodes 1461 amino acids. The record is from RefSeq and is a predicted model, not a curated record. Gene Ontology annotation, cellular component: extracellular region. Gene Ontology annotation, molecular function: endopeptidase inhibitor activity. Lineage: Eukaryota; Metazoa; Chordata; Actinopteri; Pomacentridae. The transcript has 33 exons.